GUGUCAACGAAUAGUUCUGCAGCAGCUUGUCUUAUAUCCGCCGGAAGACACUACCCCCGUCGAUACUCAGCAGAUCGAACCACAAUAACAUAAAUAACGACAACUUCACUUGCAAAAACCAACUAUCACAAUCACCAACACUACUCAGUACCAACGAGAAUACAAGCUUCACGAUUUCUAUAAUGUCUCUGCUCACUGCACCUCUCGGUCGCGAUGGCCCCCAAGUCACCCGCCUGGGUUUCGGCCUCAUGGGCCUGUCCGCCUUCUAUGGUCAGCCCAAACCCGACUCUGAGCGUCUAGCGCUGCUUGACAGAGCUCAUGAGCUAGGCGAACGUUUCUGGGACUCUUCAGACAUGUACGGCGACAACGAAGACUUGAUUGGGAAGUGGUUCAAGGCCAACCCCGACAAGCGCAAUGAUAUCUUCCUAGCAACCAAAUUCGCGGUCAAGAACAUGGGCGCCGAGAUCGACUCUUCUCCAGAAUACGUCAAGGAGGCCGUCGAGAAGUCUCUGCAACGGCUCGGGAUUGAACAGAUCGAUCUUUACUACUGCCACCGUGUUGACCAGAAGACGCCCAUCGAACUCACUGUGCAAGCCAUGGCUGACCUUGUCAAUCUCAAGAAAGUAAAGUACCUUGGUCUUUCAGAAGUCAGCGCCGAGACGUUGCGAAGAGCGCACAAAGUUCAUCCUAUCUCUGCUGUACAGGUUGAAUACUCUCCUUUUGCCCUGGAAAUUGAGAGCAAGCAAAUCGACCUACUGAAGACAUGCCGUGAGCUAGGUGUGGCCGUGGUUGCCUACUCGCCUCUAAACCGCGGUAUGCUGAGUGGUGCCCUCAAGGGCCCAGAGGACUUUGAAGAAAGCGAUUUCCGUCGAUUCGCGCCUCGUUUCAGUGCUGAGAACUUUCCCAAGAACCUCAAGCUUGUGGAGCAGAUCACCGAGGUUGCAAAGGCCAAAGGCGUCACUCCCAGCCAAUUGACUUUGGCGUGGUUGAUGGCGCAGGGUGAGGACAUUUUCCCUAUCCCAGGCACGACUAAGGCUGCGCGCCUGGAAGAGAAUGUGGGAAGUUUGAAGGUUGAAGUGAGUAAAGAGGAGGAACAAAAGAUUCGCAAGUCAUGUGAAGAGGUGGAGGUUAGUGGUGGACGCUACCCUGAGAGCUUCAUGAAGUCGUGCUAUGCCGAUACGCCGUCACUUGAGCAGUACCGAGAUGGUGGUGCAGGCUCGGAUGGGAGUGGAGGUGACGGAAAACCGACCAGGACAGCGGAUAUCAUUGGCGGGUCGUAGAGCAUCAUGUUGGACGAGAAGGAGCGGAUGAUGCAGACAAG
Alternaria alternata is the source of this 1321-nucleotide messenger RNA. Its product is annotated as aldo/keto reductase. Bases 183 to 1280 code for a protein of 365 amino acids. The record is from RefSeq and is a predicted model, not a curated record. Lineage: Eukaryota; Fungi; Ascomycota; Dothideomycetes; Pleosporales; Pleosporaceae. The transcript is spliced from 4 exons. Gene Ontology annotation, cellular component: cytoplasm.